Radiomyces spectabilis is the source of this 677-nucleotide messenger RNA. RefSeq lists its product as uncharacterized. The transcript is spliced from 3 exons. Lineage: Eukaryota; Fungi; Mucoromycota; Mucoromycetes; Mucorales; Radiomycetaceae. The coding region runs from base 21 to 605 and encodes 194 amino acids. The record is from RefSeq and is a predicted model, not a curated record.
CUCCCCCGACCGUUGCCUUUAUGAAGGUGCAUUACAUUCUGUGUAUUUUAUCUUUAUGGUGUCCGGCCAUUUACGCUUGUGCAGGCAAUUUCAUUUAUGAUGUUUGCAUGACCGCUGCGCAAAACGCGGUAGAUGAAUGUCGCACUGAUGCAUCUCCUGCCUGCCUUUGUUCAGCCCAGAAGCAAGUGUUAGCGUGCUAUGCUGAAUGCAAAAACGAUGAGACGAUUUUUGAAAUCACGGGCCAGCAAUUGCUUCGGAUCAACGAAGCUUGCAGCCAUCCCAGCGCUGAAAUCGAAGCCACUAUUACUGUUGACAGCGGCAAGCAAUUGAAAGCGGCCUCCUUUGACCAAAACAUGGACGGUGGCCAGGCCGCCGAACCUAUUCGCGUGGACGAGCCAGAGUUGAAACGAUCCCACGUGUCAAAGACAGACAUCCCUAAGGAAGCCGAAUCGAAAGACGUGAAUAUGAGUCCUAGAAUGCAAACCUCGUCUACCUUGCCUUUAUCAAAGCAUUUGCAUGAUGCGUGGCUUGUUGCUUUAUUUACCGUGUUAACCACCUCUUUGUACGUUCUUCCCGUCCCCAUUGGUGAAAUCUGUUUCUCCUAGACAUGACUCGCUUUUACUCAUCUUACUGCUGCUAUCUACCCUUUGAUUUUUAACUGAAUACAAGCAUUUAAU